This is a messenger RNA of Adelges cooleyi (spruce gall adelgid), 948 nucleotides long. Its product is annotated as putative enoyl-CoA hydratase/isomerase YngF. The record is from RefSeq and is a predicted model, not a curated record. The transcript is spliced from 4 exons. NCBI's taxonomy places the organism in Eukaryota, Metazoa, Arthropoda, Insecta, Hemiptera, Adelgidae. The coding region runs from base 90 to 821 and encodes 243 amino acids.
AAUGUUAGAAAAACGUUAGAACUUGGAAAACAUUAGAACUUUGUGGUGUCUACCUAUCAAUUUUGGUAAUCAGUUCUUAAAAAAAAAAAAUGUUUAACACGCCUUUAAAAUACAAUUAUUUGAUUCGCUCUAUUCAUAAAUCAAAUACAUUUAAACAGCUAUCGAAAAAUAUUCAAUCUUUAUCAACUGAUAUUCACGAUUAUCCUGACAUUAAUGUGUCUAAGCACCAGCAUAUUACACUAAUUGCUUUGAACAGACCAGAUGACAAAAACAAAUUAAAUACGUCUACAAUAGAUAGUUUACAAAAAGCUGUAAGAGACUUUGAAAACAAUGACUCGUCUACCGUUGCCGUAUUGUAUGGCGAAGGGGGUUCUUUCUGUGCUGGAUACGAACCUGAUGAAUCAAUUGAAUCGUAUCAAAAAUAUAACGAAUUUAUUAAGUCAUAUUGUCAAAAACCAAUUAUAGCCGCUAUUUCUGGAUUUGCGUAUAAUGUGGGUUUUGACUUAAGUCUAUGGUGUGACUUACGUAUUGUCGAAGAAAAUGCCGUUAUGGCAGUAGACAGAAAAUCAGAUGCCCUCAUGUCGGAGGCAUUUUUUAAAAGACUAUCGGUCUCAAUUGGUUAUUCAAGAGCCAUUGAUUUAAUAUUAACUGGAAGAGAUAUUUGUUCUAAAGAGGCGUUUGAAUGCGGUUUAGCUAACCGUGUUGUUGCUUGUGGAUCCAGUGUUGGACAAGCAGUAAACAUGGCUUAUAACAUUGGGAAAUUUUCCAUAGAAAGCAUUAAUAGAGAUAGAAAAAUGUUACAAAAAUGUUUAGAUGAUUGAACAUAUAAUUGUUAAUGAAGUACUAAAUCUUUGUGCAAUAGUUAUGUGUAAUUAAUAUUUAAAAAAACAAAGGAACGUAAAUAAUCGCUAAUGCCAUUACAGAAUAAAGUAUAAAAAAUUUGAUGUU